Pseudogymnoascus verrucosus is the source of this 2240-nucleotide messenger RNA. RefSeq lists its product as uncharacterized. Bases 426 to 2144 code for a protein of 572 amino acids. NCBI's taxonomy places the organism in Eukaryota, Fungi, Ascomycota, Leotiomycetes, Thelebolales, Thelebolaceae. Gene Ontology annotation, molecular function: alpha-amylase activity. Gene Ontology annotation, biological process: oligosaccharide catabolic process. The transcript has a single exon. The record is from RefSeq and is a predicted model, not a curated record.
CGACUACUCUCCAUCUUUCCCCAUCAUCCCCCCAUCUUCCCCCAUCUUCCCCCAUCUUCCUCCCAUCUUCCCCUCAUCUUACUAGGCAGCCUAAUCGAGUCAACUAAAGUGGCGGGGAACAAUACUAGCAUCCACGACUUCAGGAGGUCAUGUGGGGCGAAAAGGGGCCAAAACUCGGGCUAACUAAACUCAGGCCAUAAGGGUCCACCUCGAUGCUGAUUCGCUCUAUGUCGGAGCGAGAUGGGUACAGCACCCUAAUUAUUGUCUCCAUCGUGAAACAGAACGGGCUUUUCGCCGUGCAUGUCUUUGGGGAUUGAAGAUAAAAGGCUGCCCUGGUCUCUUUCAGUCAUCGGCAUCUUAAAUUAAAUCCCUCUCUGAACAUCGACACGUUUUUGAAGUUUCAUACCACAUUACAUGUUGCCAAUAUGACUGUCACUCAACAUCCAUGGUGGAAGGACACAACCAUCUAUCAGAUCUACCCUGCCUCUUUUAAGGACUCCAACGGCGAUGGCGUCGGUGAUAUUCCUGGCAUUAUUUCACAACUCGACUACAUCGAAGACUUGGGUGUAGGCGCCAUAUGGGUGUCCCCAAUGUACGACAGCCCUCAGGUCGACAUGGGAUAUGACAUCUCUGAUUAUGAGAGUGUUUACCCGCCAUAUGGUACCGUUGCCGACAUGGAGAAGCUCAUCCAGGAUUGCCAUUCCCGCGGUAUCCGUGUCCUACUUGACCUUGUCGUCAACCACACUUCUGACCAGCACAAAUGGUUUAAGGAGUCGCGAUCUUCAAAGGAUCAUCCAAAGCGAGACUGGUAUAUUUGGCGUCCAGCCAAGUACGAUGAGCAAGGCAAUCGCCACCCCCCAAACAACUGGCGCGGCAACUUUGGCGGAAGCGUGUGGGAAUGGGACGAUGCCACCCAAGAAUACUAUCUUCACCUAUUUUGCACAGAGCAGCCUGACCUAAACUGGGAGAACGCAGAGACUCGCGCUGCCAUCUACGAGUCCGCCAUGGAGUUUUGGCUGCGUAAGGGAGUCGAUGGAUUCCGCGUCGACACCGUGAAUAUGUACAGCAAAGACCCUGAGUACAGGGAUGCCCCCGUCAUAGACGUGGGGGAGAAGUGGCAGUUUGCAGCCAGCCUGUACUGCAAUGGCCCGAGGAUGCAUGAGUAUCUCUCUGAGAUGAACACCGUGCUGGAGAAGUACGGAGCCAUGACUGUUGGUGAGCUUCCGCACACUCACGACAAGGGCCAUGUCGUUCGUUACGUAUCUGCCAAAGCCAAGCAACUGAGCAUGACUUUUAUGUUCGACGUCGUUGAUGUUGGUUUUGGAGCAGACCAAAAAUUCGACACCACUCCAAGGAGGUGGGAACUCCCCAUGCUCAAGCAUGCGAUUGAGACAACGCAAGAUCUGAUCGAGGGAACUGAUGCAUGGACUACCUCUUUCCUUGAAAAUCACGACCAGGCUAGGUCUAUCUCUCGCUUUGGCUCAGACAAGACUCCUGAGGGUCGUGAAAAGAGCGGCAAGAUGCUUUCUAUGCUUGUCGCCAGCUUGUCCGGUACCCUCUUUGUCUACCAAGGUCAAGAGAUCGGUAUGACCAACGUUCCCGAGAGCUGGCCGAUAGAGGAAUACAAGGAUGUCGACAGUAACAACUAUUAUAACUUUGUCAAAGCAAAGACCAACGCUGAUCCUGCUGCUCUCGCUCGCACAAAGGCCGCAAUCCAACACCUUGCCAGAGACCACGCUCGCACUCCGAUACAGUGGGAUGGUUCGAAAAACGGCGGUUUCUCCACCAACAAGCCUUGGAUGCGGGUAAACGACAACUACCCAGAAGUGAACGUCAGGCGAGAGGCUCAGGACAAAAACUCUAUUCUUUCCUUCUGGAAACAGAUGCUCCGACUGAGAAAGGAGCAAUCCAAUACUUUUGUUCAUGGCAUCUUUACCGUCCUUGACAAGGAGAACAACAGCACCUUUGUCUUCGAGAAGAAGGGUACAAACGGCAAGGCAAUUGUCGCGUUGAACUUCACAGAAACUGAUCAGUCACUCGCCCUGCCUUCAGACUCUACGUUGAAGCGUUUGACUGGGAACUACGAUGAUGAAGUUAGUGGUACUCUAAGGCCGUUCGAGGGUAGGAUCUAUCUAACGCAAUGAUUUAAAUAUGCUUUUUACGACUGGUUAUGGGAUAGACUGGCGCAUUUAGACUUUACAUAUAUUAUUAAAUUAUAUUAGCAAAUUUCCGAAGAAGAC